GUUUCCUCUGACAUUAUGACCUAUUAGGUAAUGAUUGGUCAGGAGCAGUAGUUUUCUUAGCCCAACUUUUGCAUCCUAGCCAUUGUUUAAUAAAUUUUCCGCAAAAAAACAAAAGGAAAGUUUCCUGGGACUUGUAAGAUAAUUUACAAAUGGCCGCUUCACCAGAAACUGUCGACGUUGUCGUCAUAGGAGGGGGCAUGUCUGGCCUUUCUGCAGCGUACGAAUUGUUGAAGAAACGGCCGCACACGAAGCUUGUUGUUCUCGAAGCUAAAGACAGAGUUGGUGGAAGACUUGACAGUGUAGAACUCAAAACUGCAAAAGGAACUGACAGAUGGGAUGUUGGAGGACAAUGGGUAUGUAGGAAUCAAAAGACUCUUAUGAGUCUACUUGAGGAAUUGGAUGUUGAAGUGUAUAAUCAAUGGUACAAUGGAAGCAAAGUGUUACACAGCAGUAAUGAUGUUAUUACUAAGUAUUCCGGUAAUAUUCCACCCGUGUCUUAUAUUGCAGUUCUUGACCUGUUGUGGUUAAUCUAUAAGGUUGAGAACAUGUGCAAAAAAGUUCCCAUUGAUGACCCUAGUAAGUGCCCUCGUGCUAUAGAAUGGGAUGGAAUGACUUUAGAGACAUGGAAACAGCAGACACUAUGGACAAAUGCUAUAAAAGAGUUAUUUGAUGUAGUGAUAGGCAUCAUGUUUGGAGUGACACCAUCUCAGAUGUCUUUCCUGUAUUUUCUACAUUACCUGAACUGUUCGGAGGGGUGGUCUAUAAUGACAGAUCCAACUGUAAAGGGCCAUGCACAAGAGUGGAAAAUUAAGGGAACUGCACAUGGAGUAACUGAGCUACUCACCAGUAGACUUGGAAAAGGUAGAGUUCUUUUAAAUCAGCCAGUCACAUCAAUAAAACAGGAAGAUGACCAUGUGAUAGUAACCAGCCUUGGUGGCCAGUCAUAUAAUGCCAAGUUUGUAAUUCUAGCCAUUCCACCUCAUUUAAUAGGUCAGAUCAAAUUUAGUCCACCCCUCCCAUACAACAAGCAGCGUCUUAUUCAAAACAUGCCUCCAUCACAUUUGAUGAAGUUUGUGGCAACAUACUCAACGGCGUUCUGGAGGAAGGCGGGGUUAUCAGGAGACAUGGCCAGAAACACAACUAAAGGAUUGUGUGAGAGUAAUCCUAUUGCAAUAACAUUUGAUGCCACAUCAAGUGAUGGAAACCCUGCAAUUGUUGGAUUUAUAACUUCAUAUGCGGCAGCUCAGUGGAGCACAAAAGCGGAUAAAAGUAAAAGAGAAGCCAUCCUCAAGGCUUUGAAAUUGUAUUUUGGUGAAGAAGCUGAGAAUCCUCUAGAUUUUACAAUAAAGGACUGGUCAAAAGAGAUGUGGAAUGGUGGAUGUCCAGUAAACGUGAUGGUCCCUGGAGCAAUUACAAAUUAUGGAGACUGUUUACAGGAGCCAUUUCUUAGAGUUCACUGGGCAGGGACUGAAACAGCAACUGAAUGGCGUGGUUUUAUGAAUGGGGCAGUACAAGCAGGCCAGAGGGCUGCAAAUGAAGUGUUGGACAGCUUAGGUUGUGCACCAGUCAAACGUGGUCACACUGAGUAACACAUCUGGGUGUUGCUUGCAAAAUGUACAUUUAUAUUUAUAACUCUGGUCAACUCUUCCAUGUACACCAAAUCGAAAUAUGGAGUCCAAUUUGAAUUACUAUUGUUCUGGACUGACUAGCCUGUGAUAAUCCUUUUGUGUUCCCACACGAAGACAAGGCUAGUAAGUCCAGAACAAUGGUAAUUCAAAUUGAACGCCAUAUUUCGAUUCGGUGUAUAGAAUAAUUUUUUUAUAUAAUUAUGGAGAAUACUCUUGCAUAAGUAUUAUAUUAGUGUUUCAAUAGAUUAAUAGAUAGAUUUAGCCAAGCCUAAAA
Stylophora pistillata is the source of this 1902-nucleotide messenger RNA. RefSeq names its product putative flavin-containing monoamine oxidase A. NCBI's taxonomy places the organism in Eukaryota, Metazoa, Cnidaria, Anthozoa, Scleractinia, Pocilloporidae. The record is from RefSeq and is a predicted model, not a curated record. Gene Ontology annotation, molecular function: oxidoreductase activity.